AUGAGGAGGGUGACGUUCAUUUCUGAUCGUCAUGUUGGGCUUGUUAGUGCUUUCCCUAGGGUGUUUCCCAAUAAUCCACAUGGGUUUUGUUUUAGACAUCUGAUGGCUAACCUUUCUGACAAAUUUCCAGCUGGUUCUUACCUUAAGGAUCGGAUUCCUCACUUGUUUAUGUGUUGUGCUUAUUCUCGCACACCGAAGAUGUAUGAGUUCAACAUGAAAAUCUUGAGGAGUGAAGGCGGCGACAUAGUUGCUCAAUUUCUGGAGGAUCUCCCCAAGGAGAACUGGUGUAUGGCUUACUUUAACGGCGAAAGAUUUGGUGAAAUGACAAAUAACUUGGCUGAGUCUUUCAAUAAUUGGGUGUUGCCUUUGAAGAGUCUUCCUAUUCUUGAUAUUAAUGAUGGGAUUAGAGUGAAGUCCAUGGCUUCAAUUGCUGCUCGGAAGCAGGAUACUCAGGAAUGGUUGUCUGAGUUGUGCCCGGCGAUUGAAAAGAAGCUGAAGGAGAAUUUGGAAGUCGGAAGGCAUUGGAGAGUGAGCAGGUCUGAUACCUAUGUGUAUGAAGUUCACUGCCAGAAGUACAAUAGCAUGGUAAAUUUGGAAACUCGCUUUUGUUCGUGUGGAGAAUGGCAGCUGUAUGGCUUCCCAUGUUCCCAUGCCCUUGUAGUGAUCCAACAACAUGGUUCUUCCCUGUAUUUGUAUGUUAGUGAGCUGUACAAGGUGGAGAAAUAUCGAGAAACUUAUUCUUUCCCAAUUAAUCCUCUUCCCUCUAUUUCGAAGCAAGUGCAUGAUUUUGGUAGAGAUGCGGUGAUAUUGCAGCCGCCUUUGACUAGAAGACCACCGGGAAGGCCUAGAAAGAAGAGGUUCAGAAAAAGGAGCGAGAAAACCAGGGUGAUCAAGUGUGGUAGGUGCGGAAAAUGUGAUGGUCACAACAGAAAGAGUUGUACAGCUCCGAUAUAG
Messenger RNA from Rosa rugosa (rugosa rose), 954 nucleotides. RefSeq lists its product as uncharacterized. NCBI's taxonomy places the organism in Eukaryota, Viridiplantae, Streptophyta, Magnoliopsida, Rosales, Rosaceae. Bases 1 to 954 code for a protein of 317 amino acids. The record is from RefSeq and is a predicted model, not a curated record. Gene Ontology annotation, molecular function: zinc ion binding. The transcript has a single exon.